AUGUCAAAGUUAAGUGCUGUUAACUAUGCCUCUAAGUUGCAACCAGCAAAACAGGUCUUAAUUGUCUUCCAUGGUUUAGGUGAUACAGGUAAUGGAUGGUCAUUUUUAGCAGAAUAUUUGCAAAGAGAUCCAGCAUUUUCUCAUACAAAGUUUGUCUUUCCUAAUGCACCAGUGAUGCCAAUUACUGCAAAUGGUGGUAUGUCUAUGCCAGGUUGGUUUGAUAUCCUUGAAUGGAAUCUUUCUUCUUCAAAUGUGGAUUCUACAGGUUUCUUAAAAUCUUUAAAGCUUGUUGAAUCUUUUGUUAAACAAGAAGUUGAUGCAGGUAUGGAUCCCUCUCAAAUUAUCGUCGGUGGAUUCUCACAAGGUGCAGCUUUAUCAUUAGCCUCAUCGGUUACGUUACCAUAUAAGAUUGGUGGAUUUGUCUCAUUAUCUGGCUUUUGCAUAAUUCCAAGUAUUUUAUUAAAUAUGAAGAAUGACAAGAACCUUUCUACACCAAUAUUUCACGGCCAUGGUGAUAUGGAUCCUAUUGUUCCAUUCCCUGUAGGUAAAAUGUCAAGUGAAUUCUUUACUGAAAAGUGUGGCAUGCAAAACUAUUCUUUCAAUACAUAUCGCGGUUUAGAGCAUUCGACUUCUUUAGAGGAGAUAAAUGAAUUGGUCACUUUCAUUAAAAAGACAUGGAAUAUAUAA
This is a messenger RNA of Vanderwaltozyma polyspora DSM 70294, 687 nucleotides long. It is a transcript of the gene TML25, whose product is annotated as palmitoyl-(protein) hydrolase. Bases 1 to 687 code for a protein of 228 amino acids. The record is from RefSeq and is a predicted model, not a curated record. Lineage: Eukaryota; Fungi; Ascomycota; Saccharomycetes; Saccharomycetales; Saccharomycetaceae. Gene Ontology annotation, molecular function: palmitoyl-(protein) hydrolase activity; carboxylic ester hydrolase activity. The transcript has a single exon. Gene Ontology annotation, cellular component: cytoplasm. Gene Ontology annotation, biological process: protein depalmitoylation.